Messenger RNA from Closterium sp. Yama58-4, 990 nucleotides. NCBI's taxonomy places the organism in Eukaryota, Viridiplantae, Streptophyta, Zygnematophyceae, Desmidiales, Closteriaceae. The record is from the annotation of a GenBank genome assembly.
AUGGCCAAGAAGCGAGAGGCACAGACUCACUCAACUACAAAUGAGGCAACACUAAGUCAACUCGCUUCGCUUCAUCAGUUUCCUAGUAUUGUCUUAGAGGAUGGUUCUGCUAGGAUUCACUCGGAGUGGAAUGCUGCUAACACGGCAACAGGGCGGUUGUCAUCUUCCAGCCCAAAUUUACAGAACCUGCCAACAUACGCCCUAGAAGGGACAUCUGCUGCGACAAACACUUCAACCGUUGCUAUCGCCAUUCGUGAUGCUCUUAUGUCUGCACCAGGGAAGGUACUGGUUUCUGCUGAUUACUCACAAAUAGAGCUUCGGAUUUUUGCUCACUUAUCUGCUGAUGAGGCUCUGGUUAAUGUCUUUAAAGCUGGACAACAGAGUGAUGUUUUCAGACUCAUUGGAGCAGCCUAUCUUGGAAAAUCUGCAGAUGCAGUAAAUGAUCAGGAGCGGCAACUGGUCAAGAGAUUGUGCUAUGGUAUUCUUUAUGGGCAAGGGAAGCAAGCCAUGGCUGCAAUUCUGGGAGUGGAUGUCGACAAGGCUCAACAACUUUUGCAAAGCUUUUUAGAUCACUUCCCGAGUAUGAGGGCUUUCAUCAAUCAGACAAUCAGCAGAGCCCGACGGGAUGGAUAUGUCACAACUAUGUGGGGCCACCGCAGGCUACUUCCAGAUAUACAUGACCGUAAUCCAGAGAGGAGAGCUCAAGCAGAAAGGCAGGCAGUGAAUACUAUCAUACAAGGUUCCGCAGCGGACCUGAUGAAGUUGGCCAUGCUGGAUGCCAGCAAGCUUGUACAGGGUAACAACGGAGAUAUUCAAAUCGUGAUGCAGGUUCACGACGAGCUAGUGCUAGAAGUCCCGGAAAAGGAUGUAUUUACAGUCUCUAAGGUGGUCAAGCUGAUGAUGGAGAAGGUUGCAUCCUUGGAUGUUCCACUGGUAGUGAAUGUCAGGGCAGGGAAUCGCUUUGGAAGUUUGCGCGCCAUAGAAGAGUAG